Molecule: messenger RNA, 1122 nt
Organism: Paramecium octaurelia
Lineage: Eukaryota; Ciliophora; Oligohymenophorea; Peniculida; Parameciidae
Source: the annotation of a GenBank genome assembly
AUGAUUCUAGUCUAAUUAUCAUUUUAUAAAACAACUUCUAAUUAGAUUAGUUUUAUUAAUGAUAAUAUAAUAAAAUAUAUAGCAAUUAUUCCCUAACUUAUAGGAAUAAUCUUACAAGACUCUUAGUCUAACAAAUUAAAACGAAGUUUCCAAUCCCUGAUUAAAUCAAUGCUGUUCAAUUUCCUACUCAGUAAAAUGUAAUUGAAUUCUUUUAGAAUUACAACCCAAUCAUUUUAGAUUUUACUCACAUUUAAGAUGUUAAGAUUAAACUAUACAAAAAUGCAGCAUUCUAUGGAACCUUGGUUGAUGGUUUGAGACAAGGAUAAGGCAUUUUAAUAAAAUCAACAUUACAACUGUAUGAAGGUUCUUUUGUCAGAGACAAGAAGGAUGGAAUAGGAUUUGAAUUGCUGAAAUAAAUUCAAUUUUACUAUGGUACUUACCUUAAUGGGUUACCACAUGGAGAAGGAGUGUUCUGGUCAAAAAACUAGAAGUAUAUUGGUUAAUGGCAUUAAGGGAAGAAAGUAUUAUACAAUCUCUAUUAUCAAAGCUUGGAAUUGGAUGGUAUCAAGGGACUCAUUCCGAUUAUUAUCUUGGGCAAUGGGAAAAUGGAAGAUGUUUUGGACUUUGCAUCUAUAUUAAUGGAGACAUGUAUAACUGACUAAUAAUUUUAGAUAUGAAGGUUAUUUUACUAAUGAUCUCAAACAUGGUAAUGGUUAAGAGUAUUUUGAAAAUGGAGAUUACUUUGUAGGAGAAUAUAGAAAUGGGAAACCUAAUGGUCCUGGAGAAUUUCAUUGGAAUAAGAAUUUGUCAAUGGUUAAAGAAAUGGUUAUGGAAUGUGGGAGAGUAAAACACAAGAAAGUGUAAAUAUAUAUAAAGGUUAAUAUGCUAAUGAUAAAAAAAGUGGAUAAGGAGUAUUUGAAUAUGCUAAUGGAACUAAAUAUGAAGGGCAUUUUGUAGAUGACAAGAGAUGUGGAUAUGGUGAGAUUACAUGGUAAGACAAGGCUACUUACAAGGGUUAUUGGGUGGAUGGAUUAAUAGAGGGAGAAGGAAUAUAUGAAUAUGACACAUUAGUAUUGAAGGGUAAUUGGAGAGGCAAUUAAUUUUAAACUAUUGACAAAGUGA